Sorex fumeus (smoky shrew) is the source of this 2493-nucleotide messenger RNA. It is a transcript of the gene EFCAB14, whose product is annotated as EF-hand calcium binding domain 14. The record is from RefSeq and is a predicted model, not a curated record. Gene Ontology annotation, molecular function: calcium ion binding. The transcript is spliced from 9 exons. The coding region runs from base 35 to 1327 and encodes 430 amino acids. NCBI's taxonomy places the organism in Eukaryota, Metazoa, Chordata, Mammalia, Eulipotyphla, Soricidae.
GGGCGCGGGGGCCCCGCUCACGCCGCACAAGAAGAUGAAGAAGCGCAAAGAGCUGAACGCGCUGAUCGGCCUGGCCGGGGAGAGCCGGAGGAAGAAGCCCAAGCGGGGCUCCGGCCACCGCCUGCUGCGCACCGAGCCGCCCGACUCCGACUCCGAGUCCAGCUCCGAGGAGGAGGAAGGGUUCGGGGUCGUCGGGAGCCGCCCCGGCUUCGCCAAGGGAGACUACGUCCGCUGCUGCAAGAUCUGUUAUCCCCUCUGUGCUUUUGUCAUCCUUGCUGCCUGUGUUGUGGCCUGCGUUGGCUUGGUGUGGAUGCAAGUGGCUCUCAAGGAGGAUCUGGAUGCUCUCAAGGAAAAAUUUAGAACAAUGGAAUCUAAUCAAAAGAGCUCAUUCCAAGAAAUUCCCAAGCUUAAUGAAGAAUUAAUCAGCAAACAAAAACAACUUGAGAAGAUUGAGUCUGGAGAAUUGGGCUUGAAUAAAGUCUGGAUAAACAUCACAGAAAUGAAUAAGCAGGUCUCUCUGUUAACUUCUUUGGUAAACCACCUCAAAGCCAAUGUUAAAUCAGCUUCAGACUUAAUUAACCUGCCCGCCACCGUGGAGGGACUUCAGAAGAGUGUAGCCUCCAUUGGCAGUACUUUAAAUAGUGUCCAUCUUGCUGUGGAGACAAUACAGAAAACUGUGGAUGAACACAAGAAAACCAUCGAGUUGUUGCGGAGUGAUAUGGAUAUCCUGUACCUUCACCACUCUUUAGAGGAGGUAAACAGUACCCUAGUGGGACAUCAGAGACAGAAUGAUCUUAAACUCAAGGGGAAGAAUGAGACGGUCAGUAAUCUUACCAAGAGAGUCAGCUUGAUCGAAAAGGAUCUGGUUGCUAAGAGCAAGGUAGAAAAGCAAGCAAACCUGUCCGUCAGCCUGAAAGAAGAUAUUUCGGACUCUCAGGUGUCCAAGCUCAGAGAAAAGCUGCAGUUGAUCAGUGCUCUCACAAACAAACCUGAGAGCAACAGGCCUCCAGAGACCAUCAGUGCAGGUCAAGAGCAGAGUUCCACAUCAAAGCCAUCAACAUUGCCAAAAUUUUCACAGUCUCUUGGAGACCAAAUUGAAAAUACUGCACAACUAAGACUCGUUUCCCUACCAGGAAUUUCUAACAUCCAAGAUCUUCAAGAUUUAUUCCACAAGACUGGUCAGGACGUGAAUGGGAAGCUGACCUACCAGGAAAUCUCGAACUCUUUAGGUUCUGCUGUGCCAGAGCCCGAGAGCUUCAGAGUGUUUGAUUCCAAUGGAGAUGGAAGAUAUUCACUCCCAGAGCUAAGAGCAGCAUUAGGUGUCUAGCUCCAGCAAGCAUAUUUUAGAAAUGGAUCUGUAUCCUGGACUGCCUAAUGUCUACGCUUCUAACAAACACGACCCUGUGACUCGCCCAGCAAUCAUCUAACCCUCCAGACUACUGUAGCAGACACAUUACCACCUUUUAACCUGUUUGGAAAAGCGAUAUAAAAGUUAUUUUUUUAAAGAAAGAUCACUUAAGAUAUUUAGAAAUCUAUGAUUUUUUUGAAAUCAGUAAGAUCUUAAUUUUAAAAUUAACCAGAAGAAAGUCAAGCCCCUUUUUUGCUUUUUCCUUUUCAUUUUAUUUUUUUGAGGGAAGGAGACUAUCUUUUAAAAAUGAAAAAUGUAUAUAUAGAGAAUAAGCCACCUUUUAUAUUUCACAUAAAUUUGCCUUAAAUUAGCUGCACUUUGUACAGACUCAGAAAAUGUCUUUCUUUAAAAGAUAGACCCUUGGUGUUUGUAAAUAUUUAAAAUGAAAGAUUGUGCAUAUUUUCUGGGAAGUUUGAAGCAGGAUGUGAAUACAUGACUUAUUUAAAAAGAAGACUAAUCUGACCUGGGAGCAGCUGAAGCUCUGUCCACAUCACCUUUAGGGCAGCCACAGGGCAGUUUAGCCUGGUGGCAGGGAGCAGGUCUAGGGAGUGGACUUGGGCUACAGUGCUACCUUCAGGCUCAGGAAAGGAAGAUUCUGACUCCUGUUCCUCUCGCCCAGCCCCAACCCGCGAACCAGAGAAGUCUGGUUGAAAGUUUUUCUCAUUUUCACUUCUAUUUCAGGAUUUAUGAGCACAGAAUAUUCUGUGGAAAGCUACAUUUGCUACUCGAGUUCAGGCAGAUCCGCUUCCCCAUCUCCCCCCUCACGUCGGUCUUAAAGCUGGAGAGAAUAGGGCCCGUGGCACCUGGCAGGAGCAAAGAGAGCUCUGCCCAGGGCUGCGGGUGCACGGCGGCCAGUCUCCGGGUGGGAAAGGCCUCUCGUCCCCUGGACCCCCGCUUCUGCUCUCUGGGCCCUUCCUCGUGUUGCCUGUUUAGGAGAAAGGAUUGUUUCAUGGGAGAGUGCAGCCACCUUCCAGCUGUGCUAGAUCCAAAAAUGUUAGCUUCUAGCCUGUUGGCUUUAAUGGUCGGAAGUAGCCAUCAGGAUUGUUUCUUUUGCCAAGAUGGCACAGAGAAGUAAUUCCUCAAAA